This is a messenger RNA of Diabrotica virgifera virgifera (western corn rootworm), 5405 nucleotides long. Its product is annotated as phosphoribosylformylglycinamidine synthase-like. Bases 140 to 4111 code for a protein of 1323 amino acids. The transcript has 13 exons. NCBI's taxonomy places the organism in Eukaryota, Metazoa, Arthropoda, Insecta, Coleoptera, Chrysomelidae. The record is from RefSeq and is a predicted model, not a curated record. Gene Ontology annotation, biological process: 'de novo' IMP biosynthetic process. Gene Ontology annotation, molecular function: phosphoribosylformylglycinamidine synthase activity.
AGUUAUUUUUGUAAACAUGAACUUUAUUAUCAAUUAUUUUUCAGUUAGAAGUAAGAAGUUUACGUCAGAGAGAUUGUAAUUUUUCUAUGAAGAAAUUGUUUUUCGUAUCAUUAGUUUAGUUUGUUCAGUGAAAGAGAAAAUGAAAAAACAAGGUGGAAUUUUAAGGUUAUACCGCACACCUGGUUGUACAGCAGCAAAAAAGUUUGAAAUUGUCCAGAAACUUCAGCAAACAUGUAAAAAUCUAAAGGAUAUUCAAACCGAAAUAUGUUUUCAUAUCGAAUCAACAAGUGCCUUGGAAGCAAAAGACGUUAAGAUUUUGAAAUGGGUUCUUCAAGAUCCUCUCCAUCCCCAAAAUUUAAGCGAAAAGGGAACGCUGGUAGCGAAAAAUGGUACGGCUUUGGUUGAGGUAGGACCUAGAUUUAAUUUUUCCACAUCAAGUUCCACAAAUGCUGUUUCUAUUUGCCAAAAUCUCGGCUUGGUCCAAGUAACCAGAUUAGAGGUCUCACGUCGCUAUCUUUUAGUGUUUAAUCAAGGUACAAAACUUACACCUCAAAUUGAGAAUAAUCUAGCAUCUUUACUCUAUGAUAGAAUGACUGAAUGCAGGUAUACUCCAGAAAAUAUACCUAAAGUUAGCUUUAAUGAAAAACUUGUCAAAAAGGAGGAUAUAAAAGAGAUUGAUAUAUUGGGUAAAGGUGCAGAAGCUUUAAAAGCCAUUGAUAAAGAACUUGGUCUGGCGUUCGAUGAAGCAGAUAUAGUAUAUUACACAAAUUUGUUUAAAAAUGUUCUUAAGAGGAAUCCCACUAAUGUUGAAUGCUUUGACUUGGCUCAAUCUAACAGUGAACACAGUAGACAUUGGUUUUUUAAGGGAAAAAUGGUUAUUGAUGGUGUAGAGCAUAAGCAAUCACUGAUAGAUAUGAUUAUUGAAACUCAAGAACACACAAAUCCCAACAAUGUUAUAAAAUUCAGUGAUAAUAGUAGUGCAAUUAAGGGAUUCUUACACCGAAGCUUAAGGCCUGUAACAGCAGGUUCUCUCAGUGAGCUUAAGCAAGUACCAGUAGAAUCUCAUCUUAUUUUCACUGCAGAAACUCACAAUUUCCCGACUGGUGUAGCUCCUUUCAGUGGAGCCACUACAGGAACUGGAGGAAGAAUUAGGGAUGUGCAAAGUGUGGGAAGGGGUGGUUAUUGCAUAGCUGGUACUGCUGGUUAUUCUGUAGGCAAUCUUCAGAUUCCAGAUUAUGAUCUACCAUGGGAAGACAAAAACUUCUCUUAUCCAUCAAACUUUGCUCCACCUUUAGAAGUUCUAGUUGAAGCCAGUAACGGAGCCUCGGAUUAUGGUAACAAGUUCGGUGAACCCUUGAUUUCCGGCUUCGUACGGUCUUUUGGUCUUGUUGACGCGGCUGGAGAGAGAAAAGAAUGGAUUAAACCUAUCAUGUUUAGUGGAGGUAUUGGCAGCAUGGAAGCCGAUAUGACUGAGAAGCUGCCACCUAAAUUAGGACACCAAAUCAUCAAAAUUGGAGGACCUGUAUACAGAAUUGGUGUAGGUGGAGGAUCUGCUAGUUCAGUCGAGGUACAAGGGGACAACAAAGUAGAGUUAGACUUUAAUGCUGUACAAAGAGGUGAUGCCGAAAUGGAAAACAAAUUGAACAGAGUCGUACGUGCUUGCUUGGAACUAGGUUCCAAAAACCCUAUCGUCAGUAUUCAUGACCAAGGAGCUGGAGGCAAUGGAAAUGUUUUGAAAGAAUUAGUAGAACCAGUAGGAGGAAUUAUAUACGCCAAUAAAUUUGAUUUAGGUGAUCCGACAAUAAACGUUCUUGAGUUGUGGGGAGCCGAAUAUCAAGAAAAUAAUGCGUUGUUGUGUAAAAAAGAAGAUCUUCCUCGUCUUAAGAGUAUUUGUGCAAGAGAAAGAUGCCCUGUUAACGUUGUAGGUGAAGUAACUGAUACAGGAAGAGUAGUUCUGGCUUUAGACGAAAGCAAGGCUGUUACACCGUUUAAUUUGGAAUUGGAGCAUGUAUUAGGAAAGAUGCCUCAGAAGGUCUUUAAGCUAAACAGGCACAAAGUAGCCAGUAAACCAAUAGAAUUCCCAAAAGCCCUUUCGAUCUACCAAUCUCUGCUGAGAGUAUUAAGGUUGCCAUCUAUUGGAAGCAAGCGGUACUUAACAAACAAAGUAGAUCGGUGUGUUACAGGUUUGAUAGCUCAGCAGCAAUGUGUGGGACCACUACAUACACCUUUAGCUGAUGUUGCUGUUACGGCUCUUUCUCAUUUUGGACAUGAAGGUAUAGCGUCAUCUAUUGGAGAGCAACCUAUCAAAGGUUUAGUGAACACUGCAGCCGGUGCUAGAAUGACGGUAGUCGAAGCUUUAAGCAACCUCGUAUUCGCCGGUAUCACCAGUUUACGCGACGUCAAAUGCAGUGGUAACUGGAUGUGGGCUGCCAAGCUCCCUGGCGAAGGAGCAGCUCUGUAUGACGCAUGCAAAGCUAUGUGUGACCUCAUGAGCGAGUUAGGAAUCGCCAUCGAUGGUGGAAAGGAUUCUUUGAGUAUGGCAGCUAGAGUUGGAAAAGACACUGUCAAAGCUCCAGGAACCUUAGUAGUUUCUACUUAUGCUCCUUGUCCUGAUAUUAGAAAAGUUGUGACCCCUGAUUUCAAAGCGCCUUCUAUGGGAAAAACAGGAACCAUUCUGUUCGUAGAUCUUUCCCGAAGUGACAGUAGACUUGGUGGUUCGGCAUUAGCUCAAGCAUUUGGUCAACUUGGAGAGGAAUCUCCCGAUCUUCAUAGCGCUGAAGAAUUAGUAAAUGCAUUUAAUGCAACACAACAGUUAAUAAAAGAUGAUUCAAUUUUGGCAGGACACGAUAUCAGCGAUGGUGGCUUAAUCGUAUGCCUAUUAGAAAUGUGCUUCGCAGGAAUAUGUGGUAUGGAAGUUGAUGUUCAACAUAGACAAGGCAAACCACUUAAUAUUUUGUUUGCUGAAGAAGUUGGAUGGGUACUGGAAGUUUUGGAUGAAGAUGUUGCUCACUGCCUGAAUGUGUUUUCGAAUCACAACGUCCCAGUAUUCAAAAUAGGAAAGACUGUUGGAUAUGGAGUUAAAUCUAAAUUUGGAAUAAUAGCCAACCAUGCUUGCCUAGAAAGUACAAUUCUACCUUUGAUGAAGCUUUGGGAAGAGACUAGUUAUAGGUUAGAACUACAUCAGACUAUUAAAUCCUGUGCCGAUUCGGAAUUCCAUAGUCUUCCAAGCCGAACUGGACCCAAAUACACACUUACAUUCGACCCUGAUCACGAUCAGACUGUAAAAGACGAAUUAGUUCCCGUAGCUGUGAUAAGAGAAGAAGGAACAAACGGAGAUAGGGAAAUGGCUGCUGCGUUGAUAAGAGCCGGGUUCAAAGUGUGGGAUAUUACUAUGCAAGAUCUGUUGAGCGGUGUGGCCACUUUGGAUAGGUUUAGGGGCGUGAUAUUCCCUGGAGGUUUCAGUUAUGCAGAUGUCUUGGGUUCUGCUAAAGGCUGGGCGGCCAGUAUUCUAUUCAACAAAACCGUCCGAGAACAGUUCGACAAAUUCUUUGCCAGAAGAGACACGUUCAGUUUGGGAGUAUGUAACGGAUGCCAAUUGAUGGCUCUUAUCGGUUGGGUUGGAACACCUGUUAAUGAAGGUACUAAACCAGACAUAAUGUUGGAACAUAAUUUGUCUGAAAGAUUCGAAUGCCGGUGGAGCACUAUCAAGAUAGAAAAAUCCAAAGCUAUAAUGAUGAAGGGUAUGGAAGGGUCUUCAUUUGGUGUGUGGGUCGCUCAUGGAGAAGGUCGAUUCACGUUCAAAUCAGACACCAUCUACGACCAAUUGAAAUCCGAAGAACUCGUCGCCUUGCGUUACGUAGACGAUAACGGAAAACCGACUGAAAUCUAUCCCAUGAAUCCCAAUGGAAGUAUUGAGGGAUUGGCGGGAGUGUGCUCCGAAGACGGAAGACACUUAGCGAUGAUGCCGCAUCCCGAAAGAUGCGUUCAACCAUUCCAAUGGCCGUACAUGCCACAAAGCUGGGUACACUACAAGAAGAGUCCAUGGGAGAAGAUGUUUAGAAACGCUUAUGAAUGGUGCAGAAGCAAUAAAUUCCAUAAUGUUUAUUAUUAAGUUAAAAGAAAUAUUGUAAAUAUUUCAAUGAUCUAGCUCAAAUUUUAUAAUGUUUGUACACAUUUUGAAGUUAUUCUAUUUUAGAUAUAGCAGUUUCGAAUGUAGAGUUGAGUCCAUGGAUAUUUACCCGUGCGUCAUCAUUUACAGCAUACGAAAUAAGUCGGAAAUUUACUUAACGCAACAGCAAGUGACAGAAAGUGGCUACUGCUCCGAUGACGGAUAUUAUAAAAUUUGACAUUAUCAAAUAAAUAGAAUGUAAAAUGUUAGUUUUGCUUUAAAAUUUUGGUGCAGAAUUAACACUACAUUUGAAGUAGCUUAAUAAAUUAUUUUAAUAUCAUUACUGAUUAAUAAAUACUUAAAUAACAAUUUUUAAAAAAUUUAAUGAAAUAUAUAUAUUUUUGUUAUUUCUUUCACUUUUGCGGAAACUUAAAUAAAACCAUUCCUUAACUGUGUGAAUGAGGUUAACUUUGUAUGUAUAUUAAUGGCAAAAUAAAAUACACUUACCAUAAAAUUUCAAACUCCAAUAUAAAAUUAGUUGUGAAAGCAACUGUUUGUGUAAUAUAAAUAACUUCUAAAUGCAAAAGCAGGACAAAAAUAAAACAAAAAAAAAUCCAACAAACUGACAUCCACAAGUUAACAAACCAGGAACGUCACAAAUUUCACUUAAAAUCGGAAAACGUCCCCAAGCGUCUUUUGUGUAUCUAUAUUUUUUCGGUGUAAUGAGUAGAGCGCUCAUAAAAAUAACAUUUGUCUUUACUUAAUAACAGGCGGUAGCGGGCUUGUCUCUAGUUUCAUGCGUGGAAGACAAUGAUGGUAGAUACAAAGUAUGUGUUUUAUCUCUCCACUUAUUAAUGAUGCACGGUAAAGAACCAUGGACUUAACUGUAUAUUAAUUACAAGUGUAAAAUGCCACAAUAUGUUUUCAUAUAUUAAACAAUUUUUGAGUUUGUUAAGUUUUAAUAUCUGCUGUACUAUGCUGUAAAAAUAGGAAUGAAAAUAGUAAUGACUUUAUAAUUAAUAAAAACUUUAUUUAUAUUUAAAUAAAAUAGCCAAGUUCGUCUCGAUAUUAGUAAGUACAUACCCAGUUUACCAUACAACAAAGCAAUUGUUAAAAUAUAUAUUUUUUAUAAAAUAUAUCAAUAUUUUCUAUGACAAUAAUUUUUAAAUUCUAUAGUAGUUUAGGAACUAUUUUUUAUAAAUAAUUAAAAAGUAAAUGCUUUAUUUUGAUAAACUAUUUUUAUAAAAUGUGUUAGGGGAUAUUUUUAUUAUUGUUAAAUACAUUUAUUGUUAUUGAA